This is a messenger RNA of Mirounga angustirostris (Northern elephant seal), 325 nucleotides long. Its product is annotated as cryptic protein-like. The annotation marks the transcript as partial. NCBI's taxonomy places the organism in Eukaryota, Metazoa, Chordata, Mammalia, Carnivora, Phocidae. The record is from RefSeq and is a predicted model, not a curated record. The transcript is spliced from 2 exons.
AUAACUUUCUUUAAACAUUCUAGGCUUCUGUUUUUUGUCAGUUUGGCAUUACACAUCAUCCCCUUGGGAGACAACAGUCAUCUCGGAGAGAAACAUAAGGGUAACAGAGAAGAAAUCAACCAUGCUACAGCCCAGAAGCUCCAGCAGAAAACACUCAACUGGACCCUCAAGAACUCUGGGGAGGGGAGUGGAAGCAUGGAUGGCUGGCGGCCCCAGGACUCAAGUCCCUACCUCAGGGCUUUCCAAGGUGGUAAGUCGCCUUGUCCCCCAAGUAGCUUUGUGGUCAUCUCCGUCACUGGUCUCCCAGUUUAGGAUCUGAGAGCAG